Messenger RNA from Aspergillus brunneoviolaceus CBS 621.78, 1260 nucleotides. RefSeq lists its product as uncharacterized. The record is from RefSeq and is a predicted model, not a curated record. Lineage: Eukaryota; Fungi; Ascomycota; Eurotiomycetes; Eurotiales; Aspergillaceae. The coding region runs from base 1 to 1260 and encodes 419 amino acids. The transcript has 3 exons.
AUGACCCAGGCAACCUGCAAGACGAAGCAAAGUGCAGCAGAAACCCCACCCACGAAGAAACGACGAACCUCCCCACGGCAAGAAUAUACAGUCCCCCCACUGGAAGUACCCCCGAGCAGCAUCCCCUUCGUGACCCGACCCUGGUGCGCCAUCAACGGCGGCAAAGGCACCCCCCUCCCUCGACAACCCCGAAAAGAAAACCAGAGUCUGCUGUGGACCGUCCCAUUCGGCUACCGCCCGGAUGACGGGGCCUUUACCGUGACCGAUGAGCUGCUCCAGACACAUUUGACGAGACUGUACGCCCAGAUCCAGCGGUUCCGGGAACAGUACUCGUGCAGCCCGGAGGAGAUCACGCAGUUAGCGCCCAUGAAGAAGAAAGCGAUUCUCCAGCAUCUGGGAUCCUUCUGUCGGUGUAGGGACUGGCCCUCUAUCAACAAGAUGCUCAGCGCUAGGUCCUACGAGCGGUUUCUGCACAAGUUGCUGGAGACGGUGCUGGUGAAGCAGUGCUUUGAGAAGGUCAUCUCGAAUCCGUUCUUCUAUGUGGCGCCGUCGGUGGCGGUCGACAACGCUGGAUGUUCGUCCUGGUCGUUUGGCGCGGAGAUUAGGGGGUUGUAUGAGAUGCUUUUGAGGGUGAAUCGAGCCAAGGCACACGAAUGGCGGCAGAUGCUGACGCACCUCCUGCAGGCGGAUUAUCAUGGAGGAUCGGACGAUUGGCGGGUGGCGUUCGCGGCUGGCGAGAGCUUAGAGGCGGCCUGUCAGAGCUUUGCCCUGAGCAUGCUGGAGGAGUGUGAGGCGUUCCGCGUGCUUCUGCGGGACCUUGGGGAUAGCGAAGGCAGCGACGAGCGGUGUUGUGAUUUGGUGGGGAUCUUUCGAGUUGCGGCGGAGCUGUCGGUGGGGUUUGCGGCAAGUAAGGACGGGUUCGUGUUCCAUCCGGAUGUUGAGCGUGUUUCGCAUACAGUGGCGCUGAUGCGUGAGAGGGUCCUGACCAAAGGUGGGGCUUGGAGGGGAGUUGACGCCUUCAAAGGCCGGCGUCCGGUUCUCGUUCGGCAUCCGCUCAUCGAACGUUCAGUCUUGGUUGGGGAAGCUCAGGUGAGCGACCGGGGGAGGUGUAGAGAGGAAUGGUGGAAGGCGAACGAUUACAGCUUUGAUUCAGAGGAGGAACUCGAUCGAAGACUUGAUUGGCAUAUGCCGAUGUUCGGCGUGGGUGACUCGCACCUUACCCCGGUCUAUCAUGGCGAUUACCAUUUCGUGAAAGAAUAG